GCGCUAGUUGCAGGCUUGGUUCCGCCUCCGAGGGUCCAUGGUGUCCUCCUCCCCGCGGCUCAGGCUACUCUGGCGGCACUUUGUCAACGCUCGAAUGGGAGACAUGAGCUCUAAGGGUCAGAUGCCCACCCCGGAGACCGCGCUGCCCGGGCGGACCGACAGCCCCAUAAAAGUCUCCGCCAAACAUGAUGUAAACGGCAACAGGACAGUUCCUCCAUUUCCUGAAGGCACAGAGACUGCCAUCUUUGGCAUGGGCUGUUUCUGGGGGGUAGAGCGUAAAUUCUGGAGACAGGAGGGAGUGUACUCGACUCAGGUGGGCUACGCUGGAGGAUACACGCCCCACCCAACCUACAGAGAAGUCUGCACAGGCAAGACGGGUCAUGCAGAGGUGGUGCGUGUUGUCUUUUACCCUGAGAAAAUCAGCUUCGCUGGACUCCUCAAAGUGUUCUGGGAGAGCCACGACCCCACGCAGGGGAUGCGUCAAGGGAACGACUUUGGCACAGCGUAUCGCUCUGUGAUCUACACCUCCUCUCCUCAGCAAACACAGGACGCUCUGAGCUCCAGGGACCAGUACCAGAAGGUGCUGACGGAGGAGGGAUACGGCCCCAUCACGACAGAGAUUGCAGAGGGAAAGAUGUUUUACUACGCCGAGGACUACCAUCAGCAGUACCUGAGCAAAAGCCCAGAUGGGUACUGCGGACUGAGGGGUACCGGGGUAUCCUGCCCCAUAGGACUCGGCAAAAGCUAAACCAGGACUAAUAGACUAAACUGCCACACAAACUGGACUAAACCAGGACUAAAACAAGACUAAACCUGGACUAAACCAGGACUCAAACAAGACUAAAUCAGAACUAAAACAGGAUAAACCUGAACUUUAAGAACUAGAGCAGGGACUGAAGCGGGACUGAAGCGGGACUGAAACAGGACUGAAACAGGACUGAAACCGGAUACACUGGGACUUAAAGGACUUAGACCGGGACUAGACCGGGACUAGACCGGGACUAGACCAGGACUAGACCAGGACUAAAACAGGAUGCUAAGCAGGACUACAGCGGCUGGACAGAACUGAUCCAGGACAAACAGGAUUUAAUUGCGGGUUUAAUGCGUUCAGCACGUAAAAAAACAAAAAAACAAAACAUCAUUUGGCUUUGUUUUGCCAUUAUCUCAAAUUACAUGAUCUGAUUUUGAUUAUCUCAUCUUUUAUAAGGCACAAUAUGCAAUGGGCAAAUCCUUUUUAUUUAUUACUUGUGUUAUGCUUGAAAUUAUACUGGAGGUGGAGGGUUCAAUCCUUUAAAGUUUAAAUGAAGUCAAAUGUUGAUGCAGAUAUUUUGUUUUUAAUAAAUUGUAAAGUCUUCCAAUGUG
Molecule: messenger RNA, 1362 nt
Organism: Periophthalmus magnuspinnatus
Lineage: Eukaryota; Metazoa; Chordata; Actinopteri; Gobiiformes; Gobiidae
Gene: msraa
Product: methionine sulfoxide reductase Aa
Exons: 6
Coding region: 38-748 (236 amino acids)
Biological process (GO): cellular response to oxidative stress
Cellular component (GO): cytoplasm
Molecular function (GO): peptide-methionine (S)-S-oxide reductase activity
Source: RefSeq, a predicted model, not a curated record